Xiphophorus couchianus (Monterrey platyfish) is the source of this 2524-nucleotide messenger RNA. Its product is annotated as P2Y purinoceptor 1-like. Gene Ontology annotation, biological process: G protein-coupled receptor signaling pathway. Gene Ontology annotation, molecular function: neuropeptide receptor activity. Lineage: Eukaryota; Metazoa; Chordata; Actinopteri; Cyprinodontiformes; Poeciliidae. The coding region runs from base 622 to 1620 and encodes 332 amino acids. The record is from RefSeq and is a predicted model, not a curated record. Gene Ontology annotation, cellular component: membrane. The transcript has a single exon.
AGAAUGUUGUGUUUCAAAAACUUAAAGGUGCUUCAUUGUCACUAUAAACCUUGAUUUAUUAUUAUCUUCCAAUUUGGUUUGAUUUUGCGUUACCUCCUGCUAAAAGUGUCAGAACCUGCUAAUGUUGUUUGCUGUAGCUACUAUAGUAUAUCACAAGAAUGUGAUCUACAUAGCAGAUAGCUGAUCACACCUGUUUGCUUGAACAGAUAUGUUGUGAAUAACGGCACACGAACACUUUGAGGCAGUUUGUCUCAAUCCAGGCGUUUUGUGAGCUGCCUCGUCAGCCUCCAUAACGUUGACUACAUUUUAUUUGAUUUUUAACUCUCUUUGUGAAACAUUGUGAGACUGAGACAAUAUUGGCCAAUUAUUCUUAACAUGUGUUUCGGUUUUGUUGCCAGUUUCACUGCAGCCUGCUAUAAAAAGUUAUCUGACAAUUCUUGACAGGAAGAGCCAUGCUGAAAGGCUCUGAUGGUUGUUUUAAUUUGAGCUGAUAAAUUUAGCUACAGCUGAACUUGAGUUUAAAGAGGAAGUUAUUUAAGUUGUUUUCGUCGACUCCACCUUCAUUUUGUGAGCAGAGCCUCGGAGGAGAAGAGCUGAACUAACUUGGAUCUGGAAGACAAAAUGAAUACAUCCACCUGCACUAAACCCAAUAAGAAAUUAUUUGAACAUACAAUCCUGCCUGCUCUCUACAUCUUGGUGUUUGUUGUUGGAUUGGUCCUGAAUGUAUGGGGAAUGAAGUCUCUGUUGCAUAACUGGAAGAAACUUCGGAGUAUUAACAUUCUUGUUCUCAACCUUGGACUAGCAGACAUUUUGUAUCUGCUCACUCUCCCCUUUCUCAUCGUUUACUACUUUAAAGGAAACAAAUGGAUCUUUGGAGAUGGAUUCUGCAAGGUAACAAGAUUCUGCUACAACCUGAAUUUAUACGGCAGCAUCGGGUUCCUCACCUGUAUAAGUGUGUACCGGUACCUGGCUGUUGUCCAUCCAAUGAGAGUGAUGGGGAAAUUAACUACGACUCACUCUGUGGUCAUCUCGGUAAUUAUUUGGAUUCUGGUGAGUGUUCAGAGUCUUCCAGACAUGUUCUAUCCAAAAACAUAUCCAAACGGCUCAAAGUGCUUUGACACCACCUCUGAUGAACAUAUUGAGAGUUACCUGGAUUACACCAUCGCAUGGACAUUCAUUGGAUUCUGCAUCCCUUUUGUCACCAUUGUAGGUUGCUAUGGACAUGUGACUGUUGUUAUCUGCCGUUCAAAUAUGAUGAAAAAAGACCAGAAACGACAAAUCUUAAAACUGAUGGCUAUAGUGAUUCUUCUGUUCUCGCUUUGUUAUGCGCCCUACCACAUUUUCAAGAACCUCAGCCUGUAUUCCAGAGUUCUGCGUAAGCAGAGGACCUGCCCCAAAUGGGAUUCUGCAGUCUUUAUUGCCCGCCAGGUAACCCGCGGUCUUGUGAGCCUGCACAAUGCUCUUAACCCGCUGGUUUACCUGUGUCUAUAUGAGGAAAUGGUUUCUCAAUUCAGGCAGCUGCUGAGGGGGGGGCACCAGAUUUUGAGUCGUCGUUUCAAGUCAAAAUCCAGCUCCGUGCCGGUAUCACAGGCUGAGCAAGAAGCUGGAAGUGAUUUAUGACAGCAAGUAGUGUUUUGUCAUGAGUUAAAUUGUAACGAUUAAUGUGAUGUCAAAAUGGUGUAAUCCAGUGCAAUGUGUAAUCUCUUUUUAACCUAUUUAUUGUCAAAAGUAUAAAGUUUUUGAAAACGUGUUUGACUCACUAUAGUUCAGAGAAUAGAAUACUUUUCGACCAAAAUGAUCACUGCAGUUCUUUCAACCUUCCACACUAUUUCUUCCUACUGAAGUGUAUUUUUGUUUUUGUAUGAACACUGCAUGCUUCCUGUUUUAUAAAGUUCAUGGUAAAUUUUUCCAGGAAACCAUGUUGGUUAGUUUAAAGACAUGCUUAAUAAUAAUAUCAAGCAUGUCUUUAGUGAAUCAUACUGCGCAGACUAUGCUGAACGUCAUAGAAAUUUAAAUUGAAGUCUAAAUAAGAUGUAAAAAAAAUUCCUUAUAUUAUAAAAGAAUGCAUUGGCUGGUUUUAUGUUGUUUUGUCAUAAACAUUACAUAACAUAUGGACUAUUUUUUUUUGUCUGGAAUAUAUUUGUUUUAUUACAUCUACUACAAUUGCAUGUAUAACAACAAUACUCACAUUUUAAUUUUUCUUUUUAACAUAUUUUACCCUUAUAUUUUUAAUAUCACCAUUGUAUUGAAGAAAAAAGUUGUUAAGCAUGGUGGUGGUAGCAUCAUACUGAGGUUAUUUUUGCCGCUGGUAAAUUGGACCCUUUCAGAAUUAGAGGAAAUCCAUAACAAAUUCAAGUAUUUGUAGUUAAAAAAAAAGAAAGUUUUACUGUCCAUAAUCAGUCCAACAUAAAAAGGCUUCAAAUUAACCUUUGAUUGACUAUGUUUAUAAAUAUGACUACAUGUGAAUACCUGAUCUUUGUGCUAUUUUAUUUAUAUUUGAAAUAAAAAUGUGAACAAACUUUCA